This is a messenger RNA of Marmota monax (woodchuck), 5574 nucleotides long. RefSeq names its product histone-lysine N-methyltransferase SETMAR-like. The transcript has 3 exons. The record is from RefSeq and is a predicted model, not a curated record. Bases 409 to 954 code for a protein of 181 amino acids. Lineage: Eukaryota; Metazoa; Chordata; Mammalia; Rodentia; Sciuridae.
CCCGCCCUACCCCGGCAGCCGUAGGCCGAGCUCGACCCCGGUUCCCGGAGCCACGCACACCGCAGUCCGCCCGGGAGGAGACUUGGCCAUCGCCACGCCAGACUGCCCAGCAGGCUCCUCGUGAGACUCGGGGCGAGCUCCGGGGGCGCAGGGUGCAGGGCACAAGCUGAGGCACUGGGGCACGUGAGCCUCAGUCCCGAGGACCGGGCGCCGGGGACCCUCAGUCCACCGCCGGCCACCACGGCGCCCCGCCCCUCCGCACGCAGGCCCGGCACGAGCUCGCGCACGUGCGCGCGCGCCGUCAGAUCCUGGGUCCUACCUGCGGGAGUGAGGACGGGGCUACCGGAGGCCGGGCUGCUCAGGUACUUAGGGGAGGAGCCCGAGCCGCCGCUGCCGAAGGAGAGGAGCAUGUCUGCAACUCGAGCCAAGAAAGUAAAGAUGGCCACCAAGUCAUGUCCGGAAUGCGACCAACAGGUUCCUGUUGCAUGUAAAUCUUGUCCCUGUGGUUACAUAUUUAUUAAUCGGAAGCUUCUAAAAAUAAAACACUCAGAGAAAUCAUCACCUUUUACAGAGGUGAAUAAUACCAUAUCUUUGAAAGAUUUGCGAAUACUUUUUUUAUAUGAAUUUAAACUAGGACACAGUGCAGCCAUGGCAAGUAGGAACAUCAGUUCUGUCUUUGGAGAAGGCUCUGUUAGUGAAAGGACCAUCCGUUGGUGGUUUGAAAAAUUUCGUUCUGGGGAUCUGAGUCUGAAAAAUGAGCCUCGAGGGAGACCCAAAUCUGUUUUAGAUGAAGAUCACCUGAGAGCUCUGGUGGAGGCUAACCCCCAAACAGCAAUUCGAGGCCUUGCUGCAGACUUAGGAGUUUCUGCUACAACAGUGGCUCGUCACCUGGCUGCAAUAGGGAAAGUGAAAAAAUUGGACAAGUGGGUAGGUACCACACCAGUUGAUGGAUGAUCACAGGCUGAGAUGGUUAAAAUUUGAAAGCACAGAGACCUGUUUUGGAGAGGAUCGUCAGCUUUAAUGAAAAAAAUGGAUACAUACAUGGCAAUUGAAAGUGAUCUGAUCAACAAUUGGAUGUUGGUGAAGUUCCCAAACAUUUGUUAAAGCCAUUGUUACAACCAAAAAAGAUUCUGGUAACUGUAGGUGGUCUGCAAAAAGGGUAUUUCAUUACUGCUUAACCUGGGCAAAUCUAAUUAACAUUGUAUUGUGAAGAAGUUGACAUUAUGCAUAAAAAUUGAUCUAGAAUCAUUCUGCAUUUGGUUAGCAGACUUGGAUCUAUACUUUUCUGGGAUAGCAUUCAGUCACAGACAGCACAAGCCAUCAUAGCGAAGUUAACAGAAUUGGACUGAGAAAUUGUGUCACAUUCAUUUUUACUCACUAGACCUUUUUCAGAGGAUUUAAAUAAAUUUUUAACAGUGCUGAAUUUUAUGAACAUUGUAUAUAUCAUUUAAUAUUUUACGACAUUAUUUUGAGAAAUUUAUCAUUUGGGGAAUACUAAUCACUUGGUGACAGUAGUUAAUGCUAACAAUGCAUAUUUUGGUUGAAUAUUUAUUUUUUUGCUGGGGGUAUAGCUAUGAUAGAGCACAUGUUUUGCAUGUACAGUUCCUGGGUUUCAGCUGUAGCAUAUGUGCCUGUGUGCACCUGUGUGUGUGUUCACACACUCAUACCACAAUUCAGAUUGAUGUGUUUCUCUCAAAAUAGAACAUUUUCAUUUUGACAUACAAAAAGUCACUUUCAUGUAGUUUAGCCUGAUACCUUCCCAGCCUCUGGCAGAACAUGAAGACUGAAAGGUACUGGCAUGGUAGAAAAUUUAGAUUUGCUGAUGAGUUUUUGAGAUUCUUCAUGGGAGGAAUGUGCAACAACUUCGAUUGUAUAUGUAUGCAAAAGAUAUUUAGGAGUCAACCAUGGAAAAAUCUGGGUAUAAAAAGAACUCCAGGGAGAUGAGAAGCCUAGGCAAAUGCCCCCAGGCUCUCAGAGAACAGUUUUUGAAGAAAUGGAAAUCAUAUUACUAACAAUGAAAGCCAUUCACGUAGAGACAUGGCUAUCCAGAUUAUAGUUACUCUAUGGCAUCCAGAGAUUAUGUUGGGGUAAGGAAACUGAAUUGGUACUCUCCUGCCUCUCCCUCAAACAGCCUGCUAAAGUCUUCUCAUCCAUGAGAGAGAGGAGAGUCAAUAAAGCCUACAGUGAGGGAAGGACAUCUGGAUUGGGUCUUACCUAGAGGGAGGCAAUGGAGGGAAAGAUGGAAUGAAGAUCACCUAAAGUAGAACUGACUGUAAGAACCUCAGGAUACUUUAGUGCAAAUUUAAAAAAAAAAAAAAAGCCUCAUUCUUUUGGGUUGAAGCAGUCCCACGUGGUGACACAAACUUUGAUGAGCAGAGCCUAGGCUGCUUAUAGUCUAAUUUACCUCCCUGGCUGGGUGCUUUGAUCUGAAGUCAUCUGCCUAUUUACUACUUAUCCUUGGGUUUGUCAAAGAAAAUCCAUUGUUUUGGUGGACUCUGCCUUGCUGCAGAGAGAAUGAAGCCUCUGAUUAAAUCAUGCCAUUCUGGUACAGAGCCGAGACCAGAAAUGUGGGAAGGACUUUUAUUUCAAAUCAGUAUGAGGGUGAAGCUUAGUAGUCACAGAGCACAAGAGAAGUAGCUUGACCAAUGUGAAAGAAUGUGAUGAUGUAUAGUUACUUAGUUUCUUUAGAGUAAACGGCAGUUGUUAUUUUAUGGCCAUCUGUCUUUCCCCUUUAGACUUCUCAAACUGCAGAGCAGGAGGCCAGGCUUUGGUCUAAAACUAUCAGGGGAUAUUCUUAUCCAAUUCAGUGUGGUGGUUUGUGGAUAGGUAGGAAACCCAAAACAGAAGCAGUGAAACAUGAUGAGACAGGAAAAGGAACAGAUACAGGGUUUUACACUAUCCCAGUGAUCUUACCUACUACCUCCCAUAAGAGAGACAGAAAUGGGCCCUGUGGUUUUGUGAGUGCUUCGAUACAGUUGUGUUUGAAACCAGUACUACCGUUAGAGUUUUUUUGUUUUUUGAUGUGAGCUAGUAAAUAUCCAUUUUGCCUGAGCCACUUUGGAUGUGAGCUAGUAAAUACCCAUUUUGCCUGAGCCACUUUGAAUUGGGUUUUCUAUUUUGACAAAAGAAACAUUCUUUCUUCAUAUACUUCCUGAACUUUGCUUUCCUUAAUUGUAGAAUUUGCUACCACUAUGUAGGGUUUGAGUGACAAUAUGAAGAACAAGACACAGACUAGAUGUCCAAUAAGUAGUACUUAGUAAUAUAUGAAAGAAAAAGCAAUGGAGGUAAAGUAAGGUAUGGGGCUCCUAGAGGGCCCUCUGGCAUCCAAGGAAGGCCAGUGGGCUGAGUUCAGUGCUCAAAUGAAGGCUGAUGCCUGACUAGCAUAGAUCAGAGUUACCCAGCUCUAAACGCACAUUAGCUCUUUGAGUUGCUUAGACCCUGUGGCUUUUCUCCAGAGAAUGUUCCCACCCAGUGUGUUAUUAGUCAUGUAGGAAGAAAAGAAAAGCUGUUAGGACAGAGUGGAGGCUUAUUAUGCCUUUGUCCUUGACAGUUAUUUCUUUUUUAAACUUUUUUUUUUAUUGCAGCCUUUCAUUUUAGGCGUAUGGAGGGUAUAUGUGAAAGAAUCAACACAAAAUGACUAGAUUUUCAUCAUUGGGAUAAUCCUCCAUUGCCUUGGAAGAGUAGGGAUUUAAAUCUAUAAUUUUUUAAAUUUAAUAGUUAUGUUGGAUUUCUAAUACAAAGGAGAAAAUUUAUACCUGUAUAGACUUACCAAGCAUCCUAAUGUUCUCAUUCUCCUUUUCCAAAGAAGAAGGAAAAGCUUUAAAAAGAAUCUUUGGUAGAAAAUUUGUUUCGAAUGUCAAAAUAAGGAAAGGAAUGGAGAUGAAGGCUGCUACUGUGUCCCUGCAGUAUCUUGAGUCCUAAUAGCAAAAAAGAAUAAAAAGUAGCAUUUAAUAGCCAUUUUAUUUCAUCAAGUAUUUAAUACUUGUUAUUAAAGUUCCUGCCUAGUCUAAUUGGAUAUUUUGAGACUAGAACACCUAUAGCCACUUUAGCAGCGUACAUGCAAGAUCUUGGGCAAAGUAAGUAAUAGCAUCAAAAGCUAGUGAAAAGUGAAUUGAAAGAGUACCCAUCCUCAGCAGGGUGCGUCUUUCGUCCUCUUUCCAUUGGUGCUGCAGCCACAGAGACUUCUUUCACUUUUACUGUUCUGUCUGAAUAUUUGCUAUCCCUCCCCAUCUCAUUAAUUCCUUUAGCUCAAUAAAUGGAAUCACACAGUACAUACAAAACCUAUACAUCAUGCAAAUUCCCUCAAGGAAGUCUUUACUGAUUCCUUUAGCCACCACAGGUUACGUCCUUCCUGCCCUAAAGCCUGAAUGUGCUUCCUUCAUAAUUUUAAUAACAGUGAUUAUGUGUUUGUGUCUACCUUUUCCACUAGUUUAUAAUAUUCAUAAGCACGGGGACUUUAUUUUGUUUAUAAGAUCAUAUCCUCAUCAAGAACACAAGGCCCAGUACACAGUAUAUACUUAUUCAAUAUUUCUUAAAUGAAUAAUAAAUGUAAAGGCAAAUUAAUUCACUUUGUAGAAAACUUUUGUGUUGGUAUCAGUGUAAGGAUUAUAUCCUACAGCAAAUAAUUAAAAAUCUAAUGAACAAUGGCUUAAACGAGUAGGUUUUGAUUCCUAUAGUUUAUGGAAACUUCAGACAUGUAACAUAUUUGAAAUUUAUAGUAAAUCCUAAAUGCUGAUUAUACCACUUUUCUAUUGUACCCAUAUUUUACUAUAAUUGCUUGAUCAUUUACCCACAUAUCUACCUAUCAAUUAUUCAUCUUAUUUUUUUAAUGCAUUUCAAUAUAAAUUGUGCAUCAGCACAUUUCACUUUAAGGUAAAAGUAUAUAUGAAGUAAUUAAAUACUUCAGCAUACACAUCACCACUUAAUGUUCAAAAUUUGCUUAAGGUUCUUAUUUGAGGUAAAGUUUAGCUCAGUAAAGUCUUAGGUGUACCAUUUUGUAGGUACUAACAAAUGCAAACACUUCUGUACACAAAUUGCUAUUAAGAUACAGAUUGUUACCAUCAGUCUAGAAAGUUCCCUCAUACCUCACUUACCCUGGCAAACCAUGCUUUGUUUUUCUACCAUAGAAUAGUUUUCCACAUAAAUGAAAUCGCAUAGUACAUAUAAAACCUUUACUACACAGAUUUUUUUUUUUUGAUACUGGGAAUUGAACCCAGGAGUGCUUUUAACACUGAGCUACAUAUCCAGCACAUUUUUUAUUUUGACAUAGGGUCUCAUUGAAUUGCUCAGGUCCUUGCUGAGUUGCUGAGGCUAGUCUUGAAUUGGCUGUUCUUUUUCUGCCUCAGCCUCCUGAGUUGCUGGGAUUACAGUUGUGUGCCAUCAUGCCUGGCUACUACCAUUUUGAUGUUCAUCCAAUUUGUUAUGUGUAUCAAAAAUUUGCUCCUUCUUAAAGCUGGUUAGUAUUCCAUGAAUACCACAAUUUGUCUGUUUACCUGCUUGAUGAGUAGUCUUUGGUUCCCCCUUCCCCAGUCUGUAUAUGUUAUUAAUAAAGCUGUUAUGAAUAUUCUUGCAUAA